GUUGUCACAAAAGACGUAGAGAUUGCUAAAAUCUGUGUGGGAAGCGCAGAUCCACAUUAUACUACCUUCGAUGGAUGGUAUUACCAUAUAUAUACACCCGGUGACUAUAUAUUUUACCAACAUAGGACUUUACCUAUAAAGAUUCAGUCUCGAGUGGCUAGCUGUAAGAGUGUGGCUUGUAACUGUGGGGUUGCUGUUCAAGUGGGCCAUACACAUUUAAUUGUUGAUCGAUGCAAUGAUGCCGGUAACUACUACGUAACCUAUAAAACAACGCAUGAUGGCCAAAUACAAAAAGAGAUUCGAACACCUAAAAACACUAGAGUAACAACUGCUGAAAUACUUAGGAAUGGAGAAAAAACACCAGGAACAGUUUUGAAGUAUGAAAAUGGGAAAUUCAAGAUUUAUUUACCAACAGGAUCAGUCCUUACUAUAAAACUGUUUUGGAGUCACUUUUUAUCUUUGUAUCUCUCUGCAUCAUCAGAUGAUUUCAACAACAUUGAUGGUUUAUGCGGUAAUUUUGAUAAAGACCCAUCAAAUGAUGGUCAGUAUGGACCAGCUGGUGCAACGACGUACGAUUGCUCUCAACCGGAGGACUGUGAACCGGCAAUUCAUAAUAGUGUACCAUCGAAAAAUUUUUAUGAAAGCUGGAGAGUUGCUGAUGAAGAAAACAUAUUUCUGGGCGUCUUGAACGUUGAUAAAGAAUUCACAAUUAAACGUUAUUGCACUUGUGAUGAAGACAUUAUCAAGUGUGACUACUGUAAUGCAAGAACAGAUAAUGAUCCAAUUCUUAAUUGUGAUGAUAAUAAUCGAAGGAGGAGGGAGAUCGUAGAAGAAGACCCUGAUGACCUUGUUGGAACCUAUGAAUUUACUCAAUCUGAAAAUGAUAAAGAUUUUGAGCCAUACGUUCCGGGAUUUCCCACAGCAAGUGGUUUGACUGAAGAAUAUACAAAGCAACUCUGCAACGAGACUCUCAUGAACUCAACUACAUACAACUUGUGUUUAAAUGCAAUUAACAAUGGUUCAGUGACUGUUGAUGACAUUAUAGAAGGAUGUAUUGUAGACGUCAAGGUAUCUGAUGACGUAUCUUUGGCCAGACAGACAAUAUCAGAUCUUCAACUUCGUUGCGAAGUAGUACUCACAAAGAACCCCAUGUAUUGGGAAGAGUCAGAUAACGGUACAAUGGUGCCACCUACGGCUCUAUUGGGACAGCUGUGUGUGAAUGAGUGUAAUGACAAAGGUGAAUGCGUAAACGGUACAUGUGAAUGCAACGAAGGAUUGGGAGGAAGCGAUUGUUCUAUCUCACUGGCUGAACCACCAUUAGUGUUUUCUGUUCUUGGCGAUGGAAUUUGUGAUGUUCGUACUAGACCAUGUAAAUCAGCAAAGAUUUAUGGAGAAAACUUUGUGGAAACAGGGAACGUCACAUGUCAUAUUCAGAACAUUAAU
Messenger RNA from Anneissia japonica, 1443 nucleotides. Its product is annotated as von Willebrand factor D and EGF domain-containing protein-like. The transcript is spliced from 7 exons. Lineage: Eukaryota; Metazoa; Echinodermata; Crinoidea; Comatulida; Comatulidae. The record is from RefSeq and is a predicted model, not a curated record. The annotation marks the transcript as partial.